GUAUCAUAUCAGUCUAUAUAUACCUCUUUUAAUACAUCACUUAACUUCAUAGACAGAGAUAGAGAAACCAAAGCAAUGGCCGUCAUGUCUGCUCAACUUAUAUUUUGCCUUACCUUGGCCUUCCUCGUCUCAGGAGCCCACUUAGCAACAGUUUCCAUCAAAAACAAUUGUCCAUACACCAUUUGGCCCGCAACUCUAGCAAACUCUAACCGUCCUCAAUUAUCAGAAACCGGGUUUGAGUUAGCCUCCGGAGGAACAAAGACCCUCGACAUUCCAGCUCAAUGGGCAGGCCGUUUCUGGGCUCGAACCGGAUGUUCUGGCAGCUUCACUUGUGCCACUGCAGACUGCGGCUCAGGCCAAGUCCAAUGCAAUGGUAAAAGUGGAGCCACACCUGCUUCCCUAGUCGAGAUAACGUUCCAAGCAGACGAUGGACAAGAUUACUACAAUCUUAGUCUCGUUGAUGGCUUUAACCUUCCUGUUUCAGUUGCCCCACAAGGUGGGUCUGGUACUAGAUGUACACAAGCCACUUGCUCAAACAAUGUGAACGCAGCUUGCCCAGAAAAUCUGCGACUCACAGGAUCCGAUGGGAAUGUGAUUGGUUGCAAGAAUACAUUGGAUAAUGCUACGUUUUUCAAGAGUCAGUGCCCUGAAGCUUAUAGUUAUCCUCAAGAUGAUCAGGUUGUGCGUGCAUGCACUGCUGGGGCUAACUACGCUAUUACUUUUUGCCCAUGAGGAUGAGGGAGACUCUCAGACUCUUUGAUAUAUACUAUAUAUAAAUAAAAAUCAGUCCAAAUCAUGAAGCUUAUGGACGUGCCAGUUAUUUUCUGUCAAGAAUUUGAUAAAUGUAAUAACAAAUGAACAAAUAUAGAUUUCAUUGCUAAACUAUAUUUUGUUUUAUUUGAUUGAAAAAAUCA
Messenger RNA from Pistacia vera, 914 nucleotides. RefSeq names its product thaumatin-like protein 1a. Gene Ontology annotation, biological process: defense response. The record is from RefSeq and is a predicted model, not a curated record. NCBI's taxonomy places the organism in Eukaryota, Viridiplantae, Streptophyta, Magnoliopsida, Sapindales, Anacardiaceae. Gene Ontology annotation, cellular component: extracellular region. Bases 76 to 732 code for a protein of 218 amino acids. The transcript has 2 exons.